This is a messenger RNA of Suricata suricatta (meerkat), 3098 nucleotides long. RefSeq names its product phospholipase A2 group IVD (gene PLA2G4D). The coding region runs from base 25 to 2478 and encodes 817 amino acids. The transcript is spliced from 21 exons. Lineage: Eukaryota; Metazoa; Chordata; Mammalia; Carnivora; Herpestidae. Gene Ontology annotation, molecular function: calcium ion binding; calcium-dependent phospholipid binding. The record is from RefSeq and is a predicted model, not a curated record. Gene Ontology annotation, biological process: glycerophospholipid catabolic process. Gene Ontology annotation, cellular component: cytosol.
AUCAACCUAAGUGUCCAUCAACAGAUGAAUAGGAGAACACUUCGUGCCACUGUGUACACUGAAGAGUUUAAACAGGUGGAGGCCUCUGCCUGCUGGCGGCUCACUGUGAAGGUCCUGGAGGCCCGGAACCUGGGCUGGGCUGACCUGUUGAGUGAGGCAGACCCCUAUGUGACCCUACAGCUGCCAACUUUACCUGGAACAAAGUUUAAAACCAAAACAAUCACUGACUCCAGUCAUCCUGUAUGGAAUGAGACCUUCAGUUUCCUAAUCCAGAGUCGGGUCAAGAAUGUUCUGGAGCUAAACGUCUAUGACGAGGACUCAGUCACAGAAGAUGAUGCCUGCUUCAAGGUUCUCUAUGAUGUCUCAGAAGUCCUUCCUGGCAAGCCACUCCGGAAGACGUUCUCAAUGCAGCCCCAGGGACAGGAGGAGUUGGACGUGGAGUUCCUGAUGGAAAAAACAUCAGAACACCCAGAAAACCUCAUCACCAACAACGUCCUUGUGGCCCGAGAGCUGUCAUGCCUGGAUGUUCGUCUGGACAGCGUUGGGAGUACAACCACAUUCACAGAUCAGGAUGAGCUGGAGCUGGUGCUGAAGGGCUCAUAUGAAGACACACAGACAUCUGCACUGGGCACAGCGUCUGCCUUCCGCUUCCAUUAUAUGGCAGCCCAAGAGGCAGAACUGAGUGGGCGUCUGAAGAGGCCAGAAAACAGUGGCUUGAAUUCAGACAAGUCAGCUGAGCACCUCACUGUGCCCCUAAGUUCCUUGGCCAUGGGAGAGGAGGUGACGGUUAACGUUCCUGCUACAAAUGCCCCAGAAGUGAGGCUGCAGCUCAAGACUGAGGGCUGUCCUAAGGAGCUGGCUGUGCACCUGGACUUCAAUCUGUGUGCAGAGGAGAAAGCUUUCCUGAGCAGGAGGAAGCAAGUGGUGGCCAAGGCUCUCAAGCGGGCCUUGCAGCUGGACAGAGAUCUACAGGAGGAUGAGGUCCCUGUUGUGGGCAUCAUGGCCACAGGAGGAGGUGCCCGGGCCAUGACCUCUCUCUACGGCCACCUGUUGGCCCUGCAGAAGCUGGGCCUCCUGGACUGUGUGACCUACUUAAGUGGCAUCUCAGGCUCUACAUGGACAAUGGCCCACCUCUAUGGGGACCCUGAGUGGUCACAGAGGGACCUCAAAGGACCCAUCAAAUAUGCUAGAGAGCACCUGACCAAGAGCAAACUGGAGACCUUCUCCCCAGAGCGCCUAGCGAGCUACCGCCGGGAGCUGGAGCUGCGGGCUGAGCAGGGCCACCCCAAGACCUUUGUGGACCUGUGGGCUCUCGUGCUGGAGUCCAUGCUGCACGGCCAGGUGAUGGAUCAAAAGCUGUCCGAACAGAGAGCUGCACUGGAGCGGGGCCAGAACCCUCUGCCCCUCUACUUGAGCCUCAAUGUCAAAGAGAACAAUCUGGAGACCCUCGACUUCAAGGAGUGGGUGGAAUUUUCCCCCUAUGAGGUGGGGUUCCUGAAGUAUGGAGCCUUUGUCCCUUCUGAUCUCUUUGGCUCUGAGUUCUUCAUGGGGCGGUUGAUGAGGAAGCUCCCUGAGUCCCGGAUCUGCUUUCUGGAAGGUAUCUGGAGCAACAUUUUGUCCCUGAACUUGCUGGAUGCCUGGUAUGAUCUCAUCAGCUCUGAUGACACCUGGAAGCAGCAUGUCAAGGACAAGAUCAGGAAUCUGGCAGAGUCUCCUGCAUGCGUGAGGACCUCCUCAUGCCUGGAGGCCUCCUGGCUCCAACCCGGAACAAUGCUGGCCAAGGCAUUUAAGGGCUUCCUGACAGGCAGGCCACUCCACCAGCACAGCUUCAACUUCCUCCAGGGCCUCCAGCUGCACCAGGACUACUGUAGCCAGAGAGAUUUCUCCACCUGGGCAGACUGUGAGCUAGACUGCACCCCUGGCCAGCUUACCCCUCAGGAGCCCCAGCUCUGCCUGGUCGAUGCCGGCUACUUCCUCAACAGCGGCUGUCCCUCCAUGUUCCGGCCAGGCCGCAGACUGGACCUCAUACUCUCCUUCGACUACUCCCCAUCUUCGCCCUUUGAGACACUGCAGCAGGCUGAGCUGUACUGCCGGAGCCGGGGACUGCCAUUCCCUCAGGUGGACCCCAGCCCUCAAGACCAACACCAGCCAACAGAGUGCUACCUCUUCUCAGACCCCACCCUCCCUGAUGCCCCUCUCCUGCUGCACUUCCCACUCGUCAAUGCCUCCUUCAAGGACCACUCAGCCCCUGGUGUCCAGCGCAGCCCCACAGAGCUCUCAGCUGGCCAGGUGGAUCUCACUGGGACCACCUCACCCUAUUCCUUGUUCAACAUGACCUACAAGGAGGAAGAUUUUGAUCACCUGCUACAUCUUAGCGACUACAAUGUACGGAACAGCCAGGAUGCCAUUCUGCAGGCCUUGAGGGCUGCCAUGAAAUGCCGGGCCCUGGGGGCCAGACCUCCAACAGCACAGAACUGAGGCUACUCAGCGACCCUCCAGGGGCUGAGGGCUUAACCCAAGCACAUCUGGCUAUAGCCACAGCCCUCACUGGGCUGGAGUUCUGGGCUGUCCCAGGCCCCGGCCUCCUCGGCAGCUGGUCUCACAGCCCAAGUCUUCCCUCGCUUUUAUCACUGGCUUGAGAGGAGCUGAAAGGGAACUCCUGACCAGACCAGUGUGUAGAAUAACUGGUCCAACUGGACAGAAGUUCACAUGUGAUUACUUUCAUGCUGAGCAGAACAGAUUUGGGGUACAAGCUUGAGGCUUGAGACCAGGAGUGGGGACUGAGAGGUAGCUCCGGGCAUCAGGAAUCACAGGAUGUCCCGAGAAUCCCCUCUUCAUCCCUUCCUCCACUUUCUCAUUCUUCUUUUGUACUCUUUUUAAGCAACUUUAAUCCACAAAUCACAUAAUUCAUCCAUCUAAAGGGUACGACCUGUGGCUUUUUCUUGUGCGGCCACUACUGUUCUCAUUUUGAGAAGAUUUUCCUUGCCCUCAAAGGAAGCCCCUCACCCCUAAGCUGUUAACCUCAACCCUCCCUCCCCAGCCCUAGGCAACCACUAAUCUACUUUCUGUCUCUACAGACUGCUUAUUCUGGACAUUUA